AUGGCCCGUUUCUCGGCGUUCCUCAACCCCGUCCUCGUGCUCUUCAGCUGCGACCUCUGCCUCGUGCGAGCCAACAGGCCACCGUCCCCUGUCAACGUGACUGUGACGCAGCUGAAGGCAAACUCUGCCACAGUCUCCUGGGACGUCCCAGAAGGAGACGUGGUCAUCGGCUAUGCCAUCUUACAGCAGCGGCAAGAUGGACAGAUGCAGCGCUUCAUCCGGGAGGUGAACACCACCAACCGGGCCUGCGUGCUGUGGGACUUGGCCGAGGACGCUGAUUACAUCAUCCAGGUGCAGAGCAUCGGCCUGUAUGGAGAAAGCCAGGCCAGUAAGCGUGUCCACUUCCGGACCCUAAAGGAGACUGACCGCCUCCCUUCCAACAGCUCCAACCAAGGUGACAUCACCAUGGAAGGGCUGGACAAAGACAGGCAGCUGCAGACAGGCGAGAUUAUCAUCAUCGUGGCUGUGCUGCUCAUGUGGGCAGCGGUGAUCGCCCUCUUCUGCAGACAGUAUGACAUCAUCAAGGACAACGACUCCAACAACAACAAGGAAAAGACAAAGCCGUCCUCGGAGCACAGCACGCCAGAGCGACCGAGCGGAGGGCUGCUGCGAAGCAAGAAGAAGUCUCCCUCAGUCAAUAUAAUCGAGGUGUAAGUGCAGCACCAGCUCUGCGUCUGGGGUCCUGGGCAUCCUGCCAGAGCCAAAGCAGGCCUUGGAAGAAGAGGCAGCACCAGGCGCCCAGCCUGGAACUCUGCAUGUGAAGAUCCGCAUAUCAGAACUUACGCUUUCCCAAGGGUGCCUGUCCAGGGAUGUGCAUGGAGCCGGCUCCCAGCCGUGCAUGCAGUGCACAGCCCUGCCCGUCCCGCAUGCCUGGCCCCGCUCCCCUGUCACUGUGGA
Molecule: messenger RNA, 897 nt
Organism: Gavia stellata (red-throated loon)
Lineage: Eukaryota; Metazoa; Chordata; Aves; Gaviiformes; Gaviidae
Gene: FNDC4
Product: fibronectin type III domain containing 4
Exons: 6
Coding region: 1-654 (217 amino acids)
Molecular function (GO): protein binding
Source: RefSeq, a predicted model, not a curated record